AUGUCGCUCAACCUCAAAUCCCUCUCCCCCCUGAAGCGGGCAUGGUACAAGUGGAAAGCCAUCAAGUUCCCAUGGCGUAACAAGCUGCUCGUCGGCCUCGACCUAGCCGGCAAUGCCUACUAUCAGUUCCGCCCCACCCGCUCCACCAUCCGCUGGCGCCGAAUAGUCCAGUACCCAGGCGGUCGCAGCACCCACUUCAGUGACGUUGCCGUUCCCCCUUCCUGGCACCAAUGGCUUCGAUAUACGCGGGAUGAGCCGCCGACGAUAGAGGAACAGGAGGCCGAAGUGGCGCGGCAGGAGAGGAUCAAAGUACUGGCCAAGAUGGCGGAUGAGAGAUGGGAAGCCAAGGCAAAGUACAUUCCGGAUUCAUCGCCAGGUGAACAACCAUCAGCAACCAGGACCAUUGGAAAGCCAGGCGAGGAAUAUGGGCAGCCGGUUCCGCCUCUGGUGGGCGAGGGUAUGAAGAAAAGCAGUCCCUAUACGGAAGGGACAGGUGGAGGGGUUGUGAGCGAUGUCGAGACGAGUGGUGUCAGCAAUCAGGCUGUCUUUGGGAGUGAGGAGCCGAAACAGGCUGCGAAGGAAGAGCAGGAGAAUAUUAGGGCGACUGCUACGGAGACUGCUACUCAAGCGGCCGCGAAGACUGCUACGGAUUCCGGGACGAGCUCCACCGCGGCACAUGCGACGCCAGCAGACCAGACAGCUGGAGCGAGGGAAAGCACAUGGGAUCAAAUGAUGAAGGAGCAAAAGCAGCUGAAGAAGAAGAAGGGUAUUGAUCCAUGGAAGCAGGCUCAGGCUACUAACCCCAGUGGGGAGUGGCAGCCCAAGGCGUGGGAUCCUACUGGGAACUUGGGCAACAAGAAGCGCUGA
Molecule: messenger RNA, 867 nt
Organism: Sordaria macrospora k-hell
Lineage: Eukaryota; Fungi; Ascomycota; Sordariomycetes; Sordariales; Sordariaceae
Biological process (GO): mitochondrial respiratory chain complex I assembly
Cellular component (GO): mitochondrion; membrane
Source: RefSeq, a predicted model, not a curated record